Messenger RNA from Parathielavia appendiculata, 1432 nucleotides. RefSeq lists its product as uncharacterized. The record is from RefSeq and is a predicted model, not a curated record. The transcript is spliced from 3 exons. NCBI's taxonomy places the organism in Eukaryota, Fungi, Ascomycota, Sordariomycetes, Sordariales, Chaetomiaceae. Bases 253 to 987 code for a protein of 244 amino acids.
CAACUCCAAGCAUGUAGCUGCAGUGACUGAAAAUAAUACAUCCAGCUGGAGAAGCCGAUUAUACUUAUCAAAUCAAGUGUCCAAUUUUCCCCAGUCGUUGGCACUCAUACAUAUUCUUACUUGGGAUUGUAUGAAUAUUCCAUCCGCGUACCUGCCACCGACGCCUCGACUCCUUUCGGAAAGCGCCAUUCUGGACGCUCGCCGAUCAAACAGACCGCGGAUGAAUCAUCCUUAAUAACAUCAGUAUCUCUAAUGGAGAUGAACACAAGCCAGGGCUCGGGCAUCGCCCCGACCCAGCGCGGCGAUAGCGACGUCGCCUUCAAGAAGUUCGACUCGUACCCCUGGGCGCGGGAUCGCUCAUUCCUUCAAGGCCUCAUGGCCACCCUGGGGCCCUCGCUCCUCAUUAACGCCGAUGGCUUCAACCGCCAAAAGGCCCUGAGCACCACCCUGCAAGCCCGCAUCUGGUGGUACAAAUCGCGCUUCAACACCGACAUCGACCGCGCCGCAUACGAGGCAUACAGCGCCUCCCAUCCGCUCUCGAGCCCAGACGGCUCCAUCCUCGCCAAGCUCGAGGAGAUCCAGCAGCGCAUGGGCGGCGCCGGCGGCGCCGGCGGCACCGGUGGUCCAUCCUCCGCCAGUAGCCAGAGCCAAAACAUCCCCGCGUGGCAACUCAACGCGCCCAAAGUGGACCUCAGCAAGAAAGCCGACGACGGGGCGAGCCACGCCAACACCGGCGACGGCGCGCCGUACCCCGAGAACUUCCAGGCGCUGAUCGAGGCCGUGACUACGGGCAAGCCGAUCCCGGGGAUCAAAGAAAUCCCGAAUACGGUUGUGCGGCCGCCGGGUGUCACACCCUUUGGCAAGAUGAAGGCGCCUCGCAAGCCGUGGGAGAAGGAGGCUGCCCCUGACAGCUUAGCGCAAGCAGGCGUGUUUGGGAAUGUGGUCGACAAGGAGUUUCCUCCAUUGCCCAGCGAGAGGAGCAAUUGAAACUGAAGACAUCAGAGCAGCGACCAGUGCACCAUGCCGUGGAUCCCAUGAGCAUGCCUGAGAUCGGAUCAUGGCUCACUGAGACCGCGAUAACAAAUAUUCCCGCCUGCUGCUGGAACGGUUGGGAUGCUUUGACCUGCCAUCCGCAUGAGAGAGCUGAGUAUCAGUGAGCAGGAGAAAGAAGCAGAAGAGAAGGGAGCAGACGAGGCAGAAGAAAACAAGGGCGGAAAGACAUGAGCAACAAAUGCUGCUUCGGAAACAGGGUAUCUAACUCAUCUAGCACCCGCUCUGUCACAGCUGUUGUUGCACCAAAAGCCAGGGAUUACGCCUGGACAGACAGGAACUGGGGGGCGACGUCAGGACGUGAAAGCAUACAGCCAUAGUUGGCUGCCAGAUAUGCCAGCACAUAAUAGAUCUCAAUAAUACAAGAACCAUCAUCAUCUCA